AUGAUGGACUUCAAUAACGAAGAAAUUCUGCCGAGCUCUUCCGCCGGUGUGGAGGACGCAGACGCGUACCUGAACUCGCCGCCGACAGUCGUCAUAGACAACGGCUCUGGCUACAUGAAGGCGGGACUCUCCUCGGACGAGCAGCCGUCUGUCGUCUUCCCCACCAUCGUCGGGAGACCGCGCCGUCGGUUCGCCGAGCUCUACGCAAAGGGCGACGGCGCCGACGGCUCCAGCGCCGUCUUCGUCGGCGAGGAGGCGAUCGCCAACCGUCACCACCUGAGCUUCACGUACCCGAUUGACCAUGGGCACAUCGACAACUGGGUCGACAUGGAAGAAGUGUGGAACAAGACGUACAGCAUGCUGGGCGUCCAGCCGAGCGAGCACGCACUGUUGGUGACUGAGCCGCCGCUCUGCUCGCUGCGCCACAGAGAGAAGAUGGCGGAAAUGUUUUUUGAAACCUACAACGCACCUGAGCUCAACAUAUCCGUCACAGGGCUCAUGGCGAUCUACGGGACCGGCAGAACGACCGGCUUCGUGCUGGACAUCGGCGAAGGCAUUACUCAGUGCGUUCCCGUCUUCGAUGGCUACCUGGAGAAGGCCUCUGUGAAGCGAAGCGACUUUGGCGGUCAGGAGCUUCAGAUGUACUUGCAGAAGAUUCUCUGCGACAUGGGCUAUCCCAUGACUACGCGCGAUGACUACGAGCACGUUCGCGUCAUCAAAGAGACGCUCUGCUUCUGCUCGCUCAACCCCGCAGAGGACCAAAAUCGGGAGGACUUGGAGAAGACGUAUCACUUGCCAGACGGCCUGACGCUGCGCGACGGCGUCACCACAAAGGUUCUACCCCCCGAGGCUCUCUUCAAUCCGCAGCUCUGCGGGCGAGACAAUCCUUCGCUGAUCGACCUCGUCUGGUCGUCUAUCAUGGCGUGCCCGAUUGAAAGCCGAAAGAGCCUCGUCGGAAGCAUCGUCCUCAGCGGCGGCUCGUCCAUGUUCCCCGGAUUCCCUGAGCGUCUUGAGCAGGAACUGAAAAACACGUCGCCGCCGCAGGCGCGUCCCCACGUCCACGUGCUGAGUCAUCCGUCACGGGGAAGUUUAGUAUGGCAGGGCGCACGGCUCUACUGCCAGCCGGCGAUGCGCCCGAUGCAGGAUCAUCUGUGGAUUUCGCGACAAGAGUGGGACGAAAUCGGCAUGAAAAUCGUCGCCAAGAAGGCCGCGCUGAGAAUCACCUCCUAA
Molecule: messenger RNA, 1230 nt
Organism: Besnoitia besnoiti
Lineage: Eukaryota; Apicomplexa; Conoidasida; Eucoccidiorida; Sarcocystidae
Product: actin like protein ALP1
Exons: 11
Coding region: 1-1230 (409 amino acids)
Source: RefSeq, a predicted model, not a curated record